Molecule: messenger RNA, 1437 nt
Organism: Plenodomus lingam JN3
Lineage: Eukaryota; Fungi; Ascomycota; Dothideomycetes; Pleosporales; Leptosphaeriaceae
Source: RefSeq, a predicted model, not a curated record
AUGGACGCCGAAAAUCACCGUCUGCAGACAGAGCUCGAACACACCAAGUGGGAGGUGGAUUCUCUGCUGCAAGAGCGAAACCAAUGGAAGCACAAGUUCCAGCAUUCACAGCAGGAACUUUUCCAAAUGAACGGAUCCUGCGCGCGAAACAACCGCGAGAUGAAGUUACUGCAGGAGGAAAAUGACGAGAUGAAACAGCAACUCGCAAUCAAGGAUGGGAAAAUCCAAAAUGUGACCAAGAUCAUCACCCGUCUUGAAGAGCAAGUGAAAUCGGAGCAAAGCCAGUUCAAUGCUUUGUACUUCAACUACCAUGAAACGCUUCUCAAGACGACCCAGGCUGCAGGCCCAACCCACGACGACUUCGAGGAGAUGCAGACACAACUCGACUGCCUACGGGCAGAGAAUGCGACCUUGAUGGCCAUCUCGCAUCCCAAGGAAUCUUGCCAAGAGUUCGGCACCCGAGCAAUGCAUCAAGUAGAAGAUGCGAAGCAGCUCCAGGCCGCGGCAGAGGCAGAAGCAGAAGCCCUUCGAUACCUGCAGACCCAGAAUGACUUGCUCCAACAGCAGCACAAUGAGGACUCUCAGCGUAUCGAAGACCUGGUGCUAGAGAAUGUGCAGCUGCUGUCUGACAUGGCUAGAUCCGCUGACCCAUCUCGCGUUGCUUUCGAGGACGCUGUUCACGACGCUGGCCAGUCUCUAGAGGCUGAGCUUGGAGGCCAAGGCGAUUCUCCGUCGACGAUUCACAGCCCCAAGUUUGCUCCGUUGUCGUCAGAGCCCACACCGCCAGCAUUUUAUGGCCGUGCUAGCUCAGCCUUGGUGGCACAGACUGCUCGCGGCAUGGCAGCAAGCCCAGCAAACUUGGCCACUCCCGUUGAAAAAACGCGAGUCAUUCUGUCUCUCUCAAGCGUGAAGCCCGUAGUCUCACUACCCCCCGUCUUUCCCACCGCCGCAUCACGUCUCUCCCUAGCCUUGUCCCCCAUCAAACACAUGCUCCACCACGCACCAGCCCGCAAACCCCCCACCAUUCACCUAACCCUCUCAAAACCCCAUUCCCUAUCCACCACCCCCCGCCAUCCCCCCACCACUAAACCCAACAUCGCACUCACAAUCCACAUCAAACCAAGUGACCACAAAGCCCUCUCCCUCCUCUCCCGCGUCCACUCCGUCAUCUCCAAGACCUCGCGCCUCGAGGUCCAAGGACCCACCGCACACGUCGACGCCUUUGUCAAGGCGUUGCAGAGUGCAGAGGCGGAGAUGCAACAGCUCGCGGUGUCGGCUAGGCAUUGGGAGAAGGUUGCGCGCGAUGCAGGUGUGCGGGAUCGUGGGGGGUGUGGGGAUAAGGGGCAUCGUGGGUUGAGGGAUGAGUUGGCGGCGAAGGGGGCGCAGGUUAGGAUGUUGGAGGGGUUAUUGGAGGAGUGGAGGGGCAAGGGGGAGUAG